Trichoderma atroviride IMI 206040 is the source of this 1229-nucleotide messenger RNA. RefSeq lists its product as uncharacterized. Gene Ontology annotation, cellular component: cell division site; plasma membrane; growing cell tip. NCBI's taxonomy places the organism in Eukaryota, Fungi, Ascomycota, Sordariomycetes, Hypocreales, Hypocreaceae. The record is from RefSeq and is a predicted model, not a curated record.
UUGUUCUCGCUCAAUACCUCUCGUUCUCGUCUUUAUUUCAGUCGACUUCGAUCUCACCAUCGCUUUGUAUCUCGUGUGUGAAGACUAAAAGACACAUCGACCUCAUCAUACACAGCAGUAAUCGGCCAGCAAUCCUCCAUCAUGGGUGUCGGUACUUUCUUUCACUACUUCGGCACAGUACUGCUACUUGCUGCCACAGCACUUCUGAUCGUUGUGUCGGUUACGGCGCCUGUCGUCAAUGACCUCUCCAUCUUGAAGGUCGACUUUUCUGGUAGCAACGCUGUAGACAGAAUAACGUAUGGAACAUUUGGCUACUGUAUCAUCCACUCAAAUGGACCAGAUACCUGCACCUCUUCUCACGUUGGCUACGAUGCCACCGCCGCCCUGGCUCAGGUUACUCAGGUCUCGUUCUCCAAAGGCGACCGUGAUAGCGCCAAGGUUCUCACGAGGGUACUGAUUCUGCAUCCCAUCGCCGCCGGCCUCACCUUUUUGGCCUUCUUGCUCUGCCUGGGCACCAGCUUCCUCGGUUCUUUUGUCGCCUCUCUCUUCUCCUUCUUGGCCUUUGUCGUCACCCUCGUCGCCAUGGCCUGUGACUUUGCUGCCUUUGGUAUCAUCAAGCACGCUGUCAACUCUCGCGGCCCCAACAAUGUCGUCGCUAGAUGGGGUCCUACCGUCUGGUGCAUUCUCGUCGCUGCCGUCUUGACCUUGAUCGCCACCGUUCUGGUCUUCAUUACCUGCUGUGCUGGUCGCUCCAAGAAGAGACGCGCUCACCGCAGCAAGGCUGACUACUAAGAAGGGAAUCGAUUUUCCUCUAUCUACCUACACGAUGAAACUGCUCGAUUUCUAUAAAGAGCAAUGAUGACGCUAGCGAUGUUUAUACCCGUCUUUAGACAAGAACAAAUCUCAAAAGGAAAAAAAUGAAGAUAUGAGAGGGAGAGAACAUACAACAACGAAUGUUUUGUUUAUUUUGUGCAAGAAUGGGGAAGAUUUUGAUCAUGAUACCACGAAGGGGCGCGGGACGGAUUGGCUUGAGGAUUGGUCAUGCUGGGACCUGAGUUAAUGUUUCUUUUACUAGUCAUUAAUAUCCUAAUGUAUUUUUUUUUGAACGCCGAGACUAAAUAUGAGCGGGUUGUGUUGUAUUUCUAUCUAGGAACAAUAUUGGCAAAUACUAAUUGAGUUAAGCACUGCAAUCAUGGAAGUGACGAGAGUAAAAAACGGCAAUCUGGAAG